Molecule: messenger RNA, 4871 nt
Organism: Lethenteron reissneri (Far Eastern brook lamprey)
Lineage: Eukaryota; Metazoa; Chordata; Hyperoartia; Petromyzontiformes; Petromyzontidae
Product: G protein-coupled receptor kinase 5-like
Biological process (GO): signal transduction; protein phosphorylation; regulation of signal transduction
Cellular component (GO): cytoplasm
Molecular function (GO): G protein-coupled receptor kinase activity; ATP binding
Source: RefSeq, a predicted model, not a curated record
ACCCCGCUCGGUCGCGCGAUAGGUGUCCGUGGCGCCUGACGGGAGAGACGCGGUCACGGAGCCGCACGCAGCAGACGCAUCCCAAGCCGCCGCCGCCCGCCCUGUCCCAUGGAGCUGGAGAACAUCGUCGCCAACACCGUGUUGUUGAAGGCCCGUGAAGGUGGUGGGGGGAAGAGAAAGGGGAAGAGCAAGAAGUGGAAAGAGAUUUUGAGGUUCCCUCACAUCAGCCAGUGCGAGGAGCUGCGUCGCACUGUGGAGAGGAAUUACUGGAGCCUGUGUGAGAAGCAGUCCAUUGGGCGGCUCCUGUGGCGGCAGUUCUGUGAGACGCGCCCCAAGUUCGCCUGCUGCAUCCGCUUCCUCAAUGCCGUGGUCGACUAUGAAGUUAGCCCAGAUGAGAAGCGGAGAGAAGAGGGAGAGAAGAUCAUCAAGAAGCACCUCACUCCCGACUCACCAGAGGCAGUACCGGGGAUCAGCGAUGAGCUGGUGAGACAGUGCCAGCAGAACCUGGAUGGGAAUCCCUGCAAGGAGCUUUUCGGUCCCUCCGCCAAGGCGCUGCAUGAGUACCUCAGCAGGCAGCCCUUCCAGGAGUUCCAGGAGAGCAUGUACUUCUCGCGCUUCCUGCAGUGGAAAUGGUUGGAGCGGCAGCCGGUUACGAAAAACACAUUCCGGCAGUACCGGGUGCUGGGCAAGGGUGGUUUUGGGGAGGUAUGCGCUUGUCAGGUGCGUGCCACCGGCAAGAUGUACGCGUGCAAGAAGCUCGAAAAGAAGAGGAUCAAAAAGAGGAAAGGAGAAACGAUGGCGCUCAAUGAGAAGCAAAUCCUAGAGAAGGUGAACAGCAGGUUUGUGGUGAGCCUGGCGUAUGGCUACGAGACCAAGGACGCGCUCUGCCUUGUGCUCACCAUCAUGAACGGUGGUGACCUCAAGUUCCACAUCUACAACAUGGGCAACCCUGGCUUCGAGGAGGAGCGUGCCGUCUUCUACGCCGCUGAGAUCACGUGUGGCCUGAGCGACCUCCACCACGAGGGCAUCGUCUACAGGGACCUCAAGCCAGAAAACAUCCUUCUGGACGACUACGGCCACAUUCGGAUAUCGGACCUUGGCCUGGCUGUUAAGAUUCCCGAAGGGGAGAGCAUCCGGGGUCGCGUCGGCACAGUGGGGUACAUGGCUCCGGAAGUGAUUAACAACGAGCGCUACACGUUCUGGCCUGACUGGUGGGGCCUGGGCUGCCUCGUAUACGAGAUGCUGGAGGGACAUUCGCCGUUCCGUGGCCGCAAGGAGAAGGUGAAGCGCGAGGAAGUGGACCGCCGCGUCAAGGAGGACGCUGUUGAGUUCUCGGACAAGUUCUCUGAGGAUUCCCGCACCUUUUGCUCACUGCUUCUAACCAAAGACCCACGGGAGCGGCUGGGCUGCCAAGGAGGUGGAGCAUCGGAUGUAAAGGCCCACGCAUUCUUCAGAAACAUCAACUUCAAGCGGCUGGAGGCUGGCAUUAUGGACCCACCCUUUGUGCCCGAUCCUCGCGCUGUCUACUGCAAGGACGUGCUCGAUAUUGAGCAGUUCUCCACAGUGAAGGGAGUCAACCUGGACCCUGCCGACGAUGACUUCUACUCAAAGUUCUCCACCGGCAGCGUUCCCAUACCCUGGCAGGAUGAGAUGAUCGAGACGGAAUGCUUCAAAGAGUUGAAUGUGUUUGGACCGGACGGAGCGCCCACCCCAGAUCUCGAUGACAACCUGCCACCACAGCCCCCCAAGAAGGGACUCUUGCAGAGGCUCUUUGGACGCCAGGUUUGCUUCGGCCGUGAGGAGGGUGGCGAGGAUGACUAGACGGCCUGGAUGAUGUCGAACAUUGUAAAACACCAACAACAGACUUUUCGACCAGAAUGGGAACACUGCACCAUGCGCGUGCGUGCUUGUGAUGUUACACGCGAUACCAUUUGGACAGCGCCGGACUUCUGAGUUUACCAAUGCCGCCGGUGUGCCCCGCCUGGCCGGGAAGCGAACCCUCGUCGUGUGGCCACGGCGAGAAAGUUGCUGGCUCUGCAAGGGACCGUCGCGGGGACGCAAACCACACUACCUGCGUUGCGCUUCCACGUCUCCCUCUGCGGCCGCAGACUCUGUACAUGCCACUUUUCUCCUUGCGUCCGCACGCGUGCGUGCAUGUAUUACAGUCAAAAUCAGUACUCGGAGCUAAAUGCAGAGAGAGUGUUAAAUAUGUUGAUGCUUCAAACUGUGCGCUGAACGCAGAGCCCGGUCGACCCUGCCGCAGUACUCAAGCAGCCUCCCUUCCCCGGCCGUCGGGAUGUAACCUGACCUGCAGACCCUGGCUUGCCACCUCCUCGCCAAUUGUGGUCAUGGGGCUGCUGGCACAGAAGUAGUCUUUUGGCCCGACAUCUCGCCCCAGCUGGGCUGCGGUGGCUGUCCCAAGCACCCUGUGGGCCAUGUCGCAUGGGAGUCUUGUGUUGAUGUAGCUACGGAGGAUGUGCUUCUCCAUCAGAAUUGAAGGGGGGGGGGGGGAUGGCUCCUGUGUCUUCUGCCUGCACGUUGUACAACGCCUCUUUGUCUGCAUUCUACCAGUUUUGUGUCCCUGAAGUCCUGGCUAUGUAAUUCCGCAAGGCAAACGUUCACGAUUUUUUGUUGUUCAUUUAAAGUCAAUUCACAGCUGUGGUCUGCAUUACAAAUAGGGGAAACACUGCAAAAGCUGUUUGUCUAAAUAUUUGGCUGCAAUUGGUCUUUGCUUCGCACCACAAUGUGCGCUGCUGCACAACAACUCCACUGCCCGCCACUUGUGUAACGGAGCGUAAACGUUUAGUACAAUCACCUAGUUUCACUCGUGAAAUCUCGUUCUGGUUUUCUAUUGCAUUACUGCAACAUCCUGCUAGUUCUUUUGCAAACCUGCAUCCGCUGAACACAUCCUCUUAUUUUCCCUGGAGUUAUCCCAGCCUUCCACCCUUGGGUUUCCCUUUGUCACUCGCUGGAGUUUGUGUCCCGGUGGCUGCCUGCAAAUCCUGGAGACUCCACGGCUUGCCUCCUACUUCCCCGUUUGCAAUCGCUCCCCUGGGCUACCCAGCCAGUGCUCCACACCGUGCCGCUUGAAUUUCUGCCACCUACUAUAUCGUUCCACGGGGUCGAUCCCUCUGCGCUGGUUCUCUCAUCGUCCUCCUUUUCCACAAUCGAAUACCACCCACCAGUGCUGAAGAAGCCUGGUCGGGCCGUGUCUACGUAUUCGGCGUCAGCCAUCCAAUCUUGUUUGUAAACGUCCGCAGGAUAACCCUAGAUGUAUAUUUCCAGCAUAGAGUUUAAAGCCAUAAUCAACAGUUGAGCAUAUGGUGCAUUUUUAUUAAUAUUUUUCUCAAUCUUUCACUUUUUUGAAAAUGUCAACAUAGAAAUUUGGGAUAUCUUUUCAAUCUGUGCUUUUUAACGUCAUUGUGUAUUUUUAUAUGUAAUGUUUAGUAAGGAUUUGUUUUUGACACGUGGCGGUUACAGGUAAUAGCCGCUGGCCGAGCUGCGUGCAGGUGUGUAGUGCCAUGACUGCAUGCUCCCAGGCUCCACCGCGACCUCGUACGGUGCCGUGACUGCUCACUCACUCACUUGCCCUCCCGAGUCGAGUGAGGGCGGGCGAGUGAGUGAACGAGCGGUGGUGGAGCCACGGGCUGGCUGUGCGCCAAUAUCGGGGCUGCACGCGUUUUGCUCAUGAAGCCGAGUGGUCGUGACGAGUGUGAAACCCCAGGCCCUCGGGAAGGAGGGGGGGUAACCCCCCCCCCACACUGCGCUCACCCCCCCCCCCCCCCCCUCUAAUCGUCUUGCGUGGUCAUCGUCUUAUUUGCUGCAUCGAUGUGACACUGUGCUGUGCGGUUGUGUAGCGACGUGUAGUGUCAGUGCCCAAAUGUUUACAACACAUUCAGGGAAUGGUAUAGGUUUAGAAUUGUCACCUACAACUUUUGUGUUUACUGAUUUAUUGGACCACAGUAUCAAAUGUAUGUUUGCCUUAACAGGUUUUUGAACACGACACAAGCACAGCGCUGGGGUGGGCUGUGCGCAUGCGUGACUGGGCCAGUGGUGGGAAUUGGCAAUGGUGAAACGCCCCCCCCCACUCAAAUUAUCAUCACUCUUCACCCCCUGUGCUCCGUGUUGCGUUAUACCCUUUUAAUCGCACCUGCAACACCGACCCUGGCGUGACCUCAUGCCUGCUGUCACGCGGGAGGGAGGCCUGUCUGUGUAGAAUGGCGGUACUCGCGUAUUCAUGUCGAGCGGUCGGUGGACUGGGAGCAGGAGGAGGUUGGAACGGGCCAGCGCUGCCGAGUGGUGGCGCGAGAGUGAGCGGACUUCGUGGCAAAUUCCCUGCCUCGUUUGCAAAUGUUUGAUUUGCAACAGUGAAAUGACCAGCUGUUCUAUUUCACGGGCAUAGUCAAAUUAUAUUUCAUUUGUUACAUUUGUCGAUUGUAUAUUUUUUAACCAAAGACCGGAGUGGUGGCCAAGUGAGUUAAUUUCGUACCCGUGUCGCCAACUCGCCGCGAGCCAGGCUGCCAAGGGGUGUCACGAGGGGCGGACGUGAAGCGCAGAUGCCAAAGGUGGUGGGCGUUUAUGGUGGACCAAAGGUGGACGCUGAGGAUGGAUUGUUAAUCAUGGAUGUUGGUGAUGAACACUGAGGGAGGGUGGAUGUCGGGGGGGGGGGGGGGGGGGGGGGACACUGACACCAAUGGAUCCGGCACGUCUCUUCUCUCUGCCGCCGUUUACUUUGUUUCAAUGUUCAAUGCCUUCCAGCCUCCCUUUACGUGGUUCUGUACGUAGUGUAUGAACAGGUGAUGUAACAUUUGUAGUCUGUAAAAAAAAAAAUUUUUAGCAUUAUUUGUAAAUAAAAAUAAAUACAUGGAACC